This is a messenger RNA of Cuscuta europaea, 1545 nucleotides long. Lineage: Eukaryota; Viridiplantae; Streptophyta; Magnoliopsida; Solanales; Convolvulaceae. The record is from the annotation of a GenBank genome assembly.
AACGGGUUCCCAAUCAGCUGUUAAUCUAGUGUGGUGCCAUUAAUGAGGAGUAUUAUAAAAUUGAGGGCAAUUGAGGCCAUUACAAAUUAUUUACGGGGCAAAAAGCAUAUUUAGCCCAAACCGAAACCCUGGCAACUGCAUACAGUGAUACAGCCACACCAUACCAUACCACAACUUCAUCGAAAGCCAUAAAAACAACGUCCUCCUCCUUUGCCUGGCGCGCUGUGUUGUUGGGUUACUGAAACCCUCAUAUCCGAUUUUCGGGUCCAAUCUCUGCCGGCGAGCAGUGUUAUGGCAGACAUGUCUGAGGUGGCUGCUUCGACACAUUACCAAAUCGACCUCGGAAACCUAAUGGCUUACAACCCACUUCACUGCUUUGCCUCGCCGCCCACUUCCAGGGAGGAAUUGGCACAGGAGGUCUUGAAGGAGGGAACUAGAUUAGUACAAGCAGUGGCUGAUUCCCUUUUCAAUUUACCUUCAACAGAAGACCGGGAUGGUCCCGUUGUCAAGUUGCCCCCACCCAGAACAAGAUUGCCAAGAGCAAAACCUUUUCCAAAGCCUAUGCCUCCAACAAAAUGGGAGCAGUUCGCCAAAAAGAAAGGAAUAAAGAACCACAAGAAAGUGAAGUUUCUUUUUGAUGAACAAACUGGUACAUGGAAGCGCCGAUGGGGAUAUGAUCGUGUAAAUGAUGACAAAGAUAUAGCAAUUAUUAAAGCAAAGGAUACUGAUGAACCUGGAGAAGAUCCUUUUGCCAAGAGACGACAAGAGAAGAAGAAGAGAGUUGAAAAGCAAGAGAAAAAUAGAUACCAAAACUUAAAAGAUGCUGCAAAAGUUGGUGCAUUGCCAAGCCAUGUUCAGCUUGCCGCUACUUCGUUACCGAUAACAGGGACACAGACUGUGCCUAGGAAAGUUGGCAAGGUUGAGCUAGGAAAUGUUGCUGGAAUGGCUGCAACUGCAACUGCUAGCGGUGGAAAAUUUGACAAGAAGUUGCCAGGAGAAAAACCCCUUAAACAUGACAAGAAGUUUCGCAAGUUUCUGCCUGUUGCAGAAGGAUCUGGAAUGGGCUCUCUAGAAAGACAGCAAACUGAUAAAGUUCUCAACAAACUGUUGUCAAAAAAUUCACAUGAAAUCCUCAAUGUUAACAAGGCAGUAAGCGUGUACAAUGUGAAAAAGCAGAAGGGGGCACGGAAUGACCGAGAAGGGAAGAAGUCAUCAAGCGCAAGCAAGUUAAAGCCGAAUAGCAAACCUAUAAAGAAAAAUUUCACCAAGAAACCAGAAACAGGAAGAAAGUCCAAGUGAAUUCGAUCAUCUAAGCAGUUGCCAAAAAUCACUUGAGUUUUGGAGAUUUUCUCGUCUCGUCCACACCACCCUGACUUUCAUCAUAGUAGUUUGUAGUCAAAGCUGAAACAACGAAAAAAAAUCCAGAACAUUGUCUUCAUUUGAUGCACCUGUGUGACAUGCCUCAUUGUAUUUUUUUUUUUGGUUGAAUUUUAUAGCUUUUCUUGACUUCUGGCUAAAUUUGUUUGAAUUCAAAUACCGCUGGCG